Messenger RNA from Fusarium subglutinans, 9615 nucleotides. RefSeq lists its product as uncharacterized. Bases 1 to 9615 code for a protein of 3204 amino acids. The record is from RefSeq and is a predicted model, not a curated record. Gene Ontology annotation, biological process: protein retention in Golgi apparatus; protein targeting to vacuole; late endosome to vacuole transport. Lineage: Eukaryota; Fungi; Ascomycota; Sordariomycetes; Hypocreales; Nectriaceae. Gene Ontology annotation, cellular component: extrinsic component of membrane. The transcript has 2 exons.
AUGCUCGAAGGUCUCGUCGCUGGCCUGCUUAACCGGUUCCUGGGCAUGUAUGUUAAGAACUUCGACCCAGCCCAGUUGAAAGUCGGUAUCUGGUCCGGCGAUGUUAAGCUCCGCAACCUCGAGCUGCGCCGCGAGGCACUCGACCAGCUCAAGCUUCCUAUAAAUGUCAUGGAGGGUCACCUCGGCGAGCUUACCCUCGUCAUUCCCUGGUCAAACCUGCGCGGUGCACCUGUCAAGGUCUUUAUUCAGGAUGUCUUUCUUCUUGCCAGCCCGAAGGAAGAGGCUGAGUACGAUCAGGACGAGGAAGAUCGCAGGAAACAGCGCCUCAAGAUGGAGAAGCUUGACAGUGCCGAGUUGCUCAAGGAGAGGAACCAGGAAGGCUUAAGUCAGGAGGAGCAGAAGAAGAGCCAGAGCUUUACACAAAGUCUGGUGACCAAGAUCGUAGACAAUCUUCAAGUCACGGUCAAGAACAUACACAUUCGAUACGAAGACUCCAUCUCAGCACCAGGCCACCCAUUCGCCCUCGGUGUCACUCUCGAGGAGUUCAGUGCCGUCAGUACUGACGGUCAGUGGAAGCCUACUUUCAUCCAGGACUCUAACACAGUCACUCACAAGCUGGCUACCUUGGGUGCUUUGGCUGUGUACUGGAAUACCGAUUCCACUCUUCUCGGAACUGGCCGAGAAGCUUCAACCUCUUCAGAGGAAUUAAUGCCACAUGAUGAAAUGGUAGCCAAGUUCAGAGAAAUGAUUGGAAAAGACGCGCAAGAGAAUGCAAACCAUCAGUUCAUCCUCAGGCCCGUCAAUGGCCAAGCAAAGAUCGAGCUCGACAAGUCGGGAGAUAUCAAGGUACCCAAGUUCAAGGCCAACUUGCUUUUCGAAGAGAUUGGUCUUGUCCUGGAUGAUGAUCAAUAUCGAGACGCUUUGAUGAUGGUCGAUUUGUUCCAUUACUUCAUUCGACAUCAAGAAUACAAACGCCUACAGCCAAAGAAUGUCCGACCUAAGGAAGAUCCCCGCGCUUGGCUCGAGUUUGCAGGUAACGCUGUGUUGUCAAAGAUUCACGAACGCAACCGCAAAUGGUCAUGGGACUACUUCCGCGAGCGACGAGACGAUCGAAAACGAUACAUCGAGCUGUUCAAGAAGAGAAAACAAGGCCAUCAGAUGUCUCCUGAGGAAACUGAUGAGAUCAAUGCUCUCGAGUGGAAGCUUACGUACGAGGAUCUGCGAUUCUGGCGAUCUUUGGCCCGCAACCAGCUUAAGAAAGAGAACGCAGAGGCUCUCAAAAACCAGCCACAACAACAGCAACAGCAACAACAAGGCUGGAUCUCGUGGGUGUGGGGUUCGAAGCCUCAAGAGAAGAUUGAACAGAAUGAAGAGAACAUACAAAUGACCGAGGAGCAGCGACAGGAGCUCUACGAGGCCAUCGACUGGGACGAAAAGAACGCCAUCGCCGAUGAAGUCGAUGUUCCUCGUGAGGCUAUCAAGAUGUGCAUCGAGACGUCCCUGAGCACAGGUAGCUUUACACUCAAGAAGAGUCCUCACGACCAUGCAGCAGAUCUUCUCAGUCUGCACUUUGAUGUCUUCAAAGCCAAGAUGCUACAGAGAAAGGAUUCAGUUCUUGCUAAUGUCAGCCUUGGUGGCCUUCGUGUCAACGAUGGCACGACACCAGACUCAGUCUACCCUGAGAUUGUCCGAGUCAAGGAUGCACCGACUGACAAGCAGCGUAAGCGACUGUCGUUGGCCGAACUCGAGCAGCCAGAGGAAGACCCCUUCUUCCAGUUUGAGUUUGAGCAGAACCCUAUCGAGCGUGAGGGUGAUAUUGCUGUCGUCGGAAAAAUGAAGCCCCUUGAGGUUAUUUGGAACCCCAACUUUGUUGUUGGCAUCGCCGACUUCUUCAGACCUCCUGAGCGUCACAUGGAGUCUAUUACCGCCCUCAUGGAGAGUGCUGGUGCGACCGUUGAGAGCAUUCGUGAGCAGACUCGAGCGGGUCUUGAGUUCGCCUUGGAGGAGCACAAGACGAUCAAUGCUGAGUUGGAUCUCCAAGCACCUCUUAUCAUCGUGCCUGUCAGCAUCACCACUGAGAAUUCUACAUGCUUGAUUGUAGAUGCUGGUCACAUCCACGUCAACAGUGAAUUGGUAGACCAAAGUACAAUGAAGGAGAUCCAGUCGAAACAAAAGCAGGCAUACAGCGACGAAGAUCUCAAGCGACUCGAGUCCGUCAUGUACGACAAGUUCAUUGUCAAGCUGACAUCGACCCAAGUCCUCAUCGGACCCUCAGUUGAGGACACCAAAGCUCAGUUGGUUGAGAAGACAGAUGAAGCUCAUCUCCAUGUUGUGGAGCGGAUCAAUGUGGACUUUGUUGUCGAGACAUCCAUCCUACCAAAGGCUCCCAAUUUGACCAAGUUCAAGGUCUCAGGGCAUCUGCCAAUGCUUCACGCCACCGUCUCCGACACCAAGUAUAAGAAUCUCAUGAAGGUUAUUGAUGUGGCUAUCCCCAAGUUUGGCGGACCUGCCCCAAGAUUGGAGGAACGCAAGGAGCCAUCUCGUCCCCGUCUUAAGAGCAACUCAUCCAACCGGUCACGAAGAAAGUCUCAGCGUGAGCGAAGGCAGUCCACACCUUUCCCCUUUAUGCAAUCGGAAACCGCUGUCGUGCUUGAUGAUAUGGAUGAAGACGACGAUGACUUUGAAGAUGCCCCAGAUGGAGGUGACGCUGAGCAACUCCGAGUUCAGCAACGUAUUUUUGAGUUCAAGUUCAAGGUUGAUACCCUCAAGGGUUCACUUUACCGAAGUGACCCUGAUGGACAAAAGCCUGAUGCGUUGCUUGUUGAAUUGGUGGCCGAGAGAUUUGACCUCGAGUUCUACACCAGACCUUUCGACAUGGUAGCCGAUGUUUCACUUGGCUCGGUCACUGUCGAUGAUUUUGUGGACAACCCGUCUGCUGAAUUCAAGUCGAUAAUAUCGUCUGGGGAUAGUGAGGAUCUCAAAGAGGGCCGCAGCUUGGUUCACGUCAAGUUUGUCAAGGUCAACCCCUUGUCUCCAGAGUUCAUGCCUGUGUAUGAGGGCGUAGAGACCAAUAUCAACGCUGUCAUAUCCACAAUCAACUUGGUUGUUACCCGAAAGACACUGCUAACGCUAUUGGACUUUAUCCUCAUCACAUUUACAAAUAACGAGGACGAGUCGAACAAUAGCAAGGCUAUACUGGAUGAUGAUGACGAUUCGGAAAGCGUUGAUACUGCUGUAGCGGUCGUCAACGCACCCUCAGUAAACUCCAACACAGGAUCUAUUCGUGUCAAGGUUGACUUGAAGAGUAUCAGACUGAUCCUCAAUAAUGAUGGCAUUCGGCUUGCUACACUCUCCUUCAACAAGGCUGACGCUGGUAUCUUCCUCCGAGGCAAGACCAUGCGUAUCUCAGCUCGACUUGGUGAUCUUUCACUCGUUGAUGACGUUAAUCUCGGCGUCUCAGAGGAUUCACAUCUUCGAAAGCUCGUGACCAUCCAAGGAGAUGAUUUGGCAGACUUCCGCUACGAGACUUUCGACUCUUCCAACCUCAAGGCGUACCCAGGAUAUGACAGCUCUGUCUUCCUCCGUGCUGGUUCCGUCAAGGUGAACUUUGUGGAGGAGCCAUUCCGCAAGAUCAUUGACUUCUUGGUCAAGUUUGGCAAGAUGCAGGCUCUUUUCAAUGCUGCGCGCCAAGCUGCUAUGAACCAGGCCAAUCAGCUGCAACAGAGCCCAAGCCGCUUCAAGUUUGAUGUUGUUGUCAACACUCCCAUCGUUGUCUUCCCUCGAGUGCAACAGCCAGGUCAGACUGAGAGAGAUGUCGUCACUGCUUACCUUGGUGAGAUCUACGCUCAGAACAAAUUCACCCCUCUGGACGACAGCGAGAACUCAGAUAUUGCCAUGAAGCUGUCUGCUGGUAUUCGAAACAUCAAGCUCACUUCCGACUUCCAUUACGCUGGCGGAGACUCAGAGGAGCUCGAGAUGAUCGACCAUGUCGAUCUUGGAUUCAACAUUACAUAUGCUGAGCACAAGUCUGGUGUCAAAAGGCCAGAGACUGAAAUAGAAGGAACGAUGUCUGACUUCAAUCUACGACUCACUCAGUACCAAGUCAAGUUCCUUCUCGAGAUCUCCAAGUCUGUGCCUGCAGCAUUUGCCGGCGAAGGUAACGACAAUGAGGAAGAGGCUGCCAAGGCAGUUGACGAGGAAACUCUACAGCGCGCUCGCACAAUUAACAGCGACGACAAGUCUGGCGAAGACCAGAGUCUGAUUGAUCUUGGGCCCGAGCUUGGCUCCAUCGACAAAGAAUGGACUAAACUUGACCUUGUUUUCCGAGUCAACACCAUUGGUCUCGAAAUGAUCAAUGCGCCUGAGAAUGAGCCUGUCCACGACAUUGCGAGGUCCAGCCUAUCUCGAUUCUCGCUUGAUGACACAAAGGUCAAGACGAGGAUGCUCUCCGACGGUUCGCUUGAGGCAGAGCUGCUUAUCCGAUCUUUCACGAUCUAUGAUAGUCGGCCACGCGAGACGAACAAAUUUCGUCGUAUCAUGUCAUCGAUGAACAAGGACGUUCAACAACUGAUGGCCAGCGUCACAAUGUCGGGCGGUAAGGAAAAGAGCUUAAUCGCCAUGGCUACAAUCGACAGUCCACGAGUGAUCUUUGCGCUCGACUAUCUUUUCGCUCUCCAGAAAUUUGCCAUGGAGGCGUUGACAGUUGAUGAGGGCAGCCCAAUGGAUGACGAGAGCAUUGCUGAGACGACGCCUGACGAAUCCGACACCGAGUCCAUGCAAGUCUCUUAUGCCGGUAACGCCUCGCGUCCACGGUCGCAAAUCUCGCGACAACGGAGCGAAGAGGUCACUCAAAAACAAGAGAAGAAGGAGUCCGCGAUGAGCAUUGCUUUCCGCGUCAAUCUCGUUGACGCACAAGUCAUUCUGAUCGCCAACCCCUUGACAUCAAGCUCCGAGGCGAUUGUCCUAUCCAUUAGACAGAUGCUUCUCUCACAACAGCAUGCCUUGACUUUCCAAAUUUCUGAAAUCGGCAUGUUCUUGUGUAGAAUGGACAAGUUCGAGACAUCCCGUCUUCGUAUCAUUGAUGACUUUUCAGUCCAAUUGAGCAUGGAUAACUCCAAGCCUCAAGCUACUGACAUCCAUGUAGACAUUGAACCACUUGUCUUGCGACUGUCACUACGCGAUAUCCUCCUUGUUCUUCAGAUUGUGACCAAAGCGGGCGAAUUGUCUGGCAACGAGCCUAAACAAGUUAAGGAGACUCCUGCUGAGCAGAAAGCAAGAGAACUUCGCCACGCUGGAAUGAAGCAACGAUCUGCUAGUGGGCGAGGCCAGUCUACCAUUGCUGGACGAAGCAAGGUGACAGCAACCUCUCACGCCGUUACCCAUGCCGAUAACAAGGGCAAGUCUCCAGAGCAGGUUGCCCAAAAGAACUACGAGACGUUGUCAGCGACUGUGGACGGCGUCCGUGUUGUCCUCAUUGGCGACGUCCACGAACUUCCAAUCCUUGACUUGGGUAUCAAAAACUUCACUGCUUCAGCUGAGAAUUGGUCGUCGAACCUCAAAGCCGAGACUGCCAUUGACCUGUACUCCAAUGUUUACAACUUUGCCAAGUCUAGCUGGGAACCUCUUCUCGAGCCAUGGCAAGUUGGCUUCGGUGUAGCAAAGGACCCUAUUUCGGGACUUCUGUCUGUCGACGUUGCUUCCAAGAAGGUCUUUGAUGUGACCGUUACCACUGCUUCAAUUGCUCUGGCUUCCAAGUCAUUCCAGUUCCUUACAUCCGCCGAGGAUGUGCUGGACAAGCCACGUGGUGUUGAAGCACCGUACCGCAUCCGAAACUACACUGGCUUUGAUGUUGUUGUGCACUCUAAGAGUCCUACCAGCGAUGAGCCUAUCAAUCUCCGCUUGGAGGAUGGCAAGGAAGCCCCCUGGAGUUUUGAGCAUUGGGAGAAGAUGCGUGAGAACCUUCUCACCGAAUCGAACCAGAAUUACGUCUCUGUUCAGUUGGAUGGCAGCGGUUUCGAUCCUGUUAAGAAUGUGAGAAUCAACCGAGAAGGAGAAUACCUGUAUGGUCUCCGACCCAAGGCUGAUGUUCUACAUCGUCUCUGUGUUGAGGUCGAGUUGGGCACCGAUAACAUCAAGUAUGUGACCUUCAGAUCCCCACUUCUUGUGGAAAAUGCCACACAGAUACCAGUCGAACUCGGUAUCUUUGAUGUACAGGAGGGUCAUCUACUCAAGAUUGAGAAGAUCGCACCUGGUGCCGCUCGACCCGCUCCUGUCGGCGCCGUUUUUGAGAAGCAAGUGAUUGUCCGACCUGAUGGUGGCUUCGGCUAUCAGUGGAGUACCGACCAUCUGUUCUGGAGAGACUUGCUCAAGAGACCUACAAAGCAGGUCGUGUGUAAGGGAGAGAAUGGCGAUCCAUUCUACUUCCAGGUCCAUGCCCGUUUCGACAAGGGCAACCCAUUGACCAAACAAUACCCGUACAUGAAGGUCAAGCUCUCAGCACCAGUCACGCUUGAGAAUCUGCUUCCGUAUGAUUUCAAGUAUCGUAUUUAUGAUAAGAACACUAAGAAAGAUUGGACCAACUUCUUGAGGAAGGGAGGUGUCAGUCCCGUUCACGUUGUUGAGCUUUCACACCUUCUGCUCCUCAGCGUCGACAUGCAAGAUACAGUGUUUAAGGCAAGCGAAUUUGCUAUCAUCAACUCAGGCACGAAUGAAGAGUUCCGCAAGGAGUAUAAACUCGUUGUCAAGGAUGACAAGGGAUUGCCGCUGCAUCUCUCACUACAUCACUUCAAGAUCCCCAACAGUGGAGGUGCUUCCAAGAUCACAGUGUUCAGCCCGUACGUCGUGUUGAACAAGACUGGCGUCGACGUUCAAGUCCGCGCAAAGAGCUUCUUACAACAAGCUAAGCCAGCUGCGGGUCAAUUCCCUCUUAUGGAUACAUCUGAUCGAGAACGGCCGAAGGCUCUACCUUUUAUGUUUUCGUAUGGAAAUGAUGACCAUCGAAACCGAGCUCUUCUCAAGAUUGCCGACUCGGAAUGGAGCAAGCCUCAAAGUUUCGAUGCUAUUGGCAGUACCACUGAGGUUGUGCUGAACUCGGCGACCAAGGAUAAGGAGAUUCACGUGGGCGUUACCGUCGAAUCUGGUGAAGGCAAAUACAAGCUCACCAAGGUUGUUACAAUUGCUCCUCGAUUUGUUCUGCACAACAAGAUGGAUGGAGAAAUUCUUGUUCGAGAAUCCAGCUCCUCUGGCUAUCUCACUCUUGGCGAUGGCGCCCUGCAGCCUUUGCACUUCAUGCAAAAGUCGAAGGUUAAGCAAUUGUGUCUCUGCUACCCUGGCGUCAACAACCAAUGGACAUCUCCUUUCAAUAUUGCGGACAUUGGCACAACUUAUGUCAAGAUCGCCAAGGCUGGACAGCGACAGAACCUUGUCAAGGUCGAGGUUCUGAUGGAGAACUCAACGGUCUUCCUGAACCUCAGCAUGGAGAAGAAGAACUGGCCAUACUCGAUGCGCAACGAGAGUGAUGUUGAAUUCAUGUUCUGGCAAGCCAAUCCCAAUGUUGACGAAGACGGCGAUGAGGACCGCAGCGGAUGGCGCCUGAUAAGAUAUCGUCUCCCGCCUCGCAGCAUCAUGCCAUAUGCUUGGGAUUUCCCUGCUGCCAAGUUCCGCGAGAUCAUCAUCUCUGCAAAUGGCAAGGAGCGCCAUGUCAAGCUGGCUGAGAUCGGCAACCAGAUUCCGAUGAAGUUCCACACUUCGUCUGGAGCUCCUAAGAUUGUCGAUAUCAACGUUGCAGCCGAUGGACCGAAGCAAACCCUGAUUCUCAGCAAUUUCAGAGCUAGCAAGAGUAUGUACAAGCCCAAGGCAUUGGCUAGGACCAAUACCGGCCCCGAGGCUUUUGAGGUCAAGGAUCAAGAUACAGGCGCUACAUUCCGCGCGCAGCUCAAGCUGGCCGGUAUUGGCGUCUCUCUGGUGAACGCUCAAAUGAAGGAGCUUGCCUACCUGACCUUCCGCGAUGUUCAAUUACGAUACAGUGACUCACCUUUGAUCCAGACAAUCUCGAUGGCUAUCAAGUGGAUCCAGAUCGACAAUCAAUUGUACGGUGGCAUUUUCCCUAUGGUCCUUUACCCCAGUGUUGUGCCAAAGAAGGCGCAGGAGGUGGAGGCUCAUCCAUCGCUGCACGCUAUGGUCAGCCGUGUCAAGGAUGAUUCGUAUGGUGUGCUGUAUGUCAAGUACGCGACCAUUCUGCUGCAGGAAAUGACCAUUGAUCUGGACGAGGACUUUGUGUUUGCUCUUCUUGACUUCACAAACGUGCCUGGUGCCAGCUGGACAGAUGUUCAAGAUUCUGGCAAGCUAUGCGACGAGGAUCUUGACAUUCCUGAGCCAUCAGGCCAGCCAGCUGGUCAAGAUAUCUACUUUGAGGUUCUCAACAUCCAACCCAUGCAGCUUAACUUGAGUUUCAUGCGCACAGAGCGUGUCAAUGCUGAGGACAAGACAUCAUCGCGCAACCCCAUCAUGUUCUUCCUCAACGUCAUGACCAUGGCAGUCGGAAACGUCAACGAUGCACCACUUCGGUUCAAUGCGCUUAUUCUGGACAACGUGAGAGUGACUACAGCGGUACUUAUUCAGAAUUUCUCCAGCCACUACAGUCAGGAGGUCAUGUAUCAGAUCCACAAGAUUCUGGGAUCUGCCGAUUUCCUCGGAAACCCUGUGGGUCUGUUCAACAGUAUCUCGUCGGGUGUGACAGAUGUGUUCUACGAACCGUACCAGGGCUUGAUCCUGUCGGAUAAGCCAGAAGAGUUUGGCCUGGGCAUCGCCAAGGGAGCGGCUUCGUUUGCCAAGAAGACGGUAUUUGGCUUCAGUGACAGUUUCUCCAAGUUUACAGGCAGUCUCAGCAAGGGACUUGCAGCAGCGUCACUGGACAAGCAAUUCCAGGACCGCCGUCGUAUCACAAGGGCUCGCAACAGGCCGAAGCACGCCUUGUACGGUGUGACUGCUGGCGCGAACAGCUUUAUCACAAGUGUCGCAUCGGGCGUCGGUGGCCUUGCACGCAAGCCUCUAGAGGGCGCCGAACAGGAGGGUGCUCUGGGUUUCUUCAAGGGUGUCGGCAAGGGCAUGAUUGGACUGGCUACCAAGCCGGCGGUUGGUGUGCUUGACAUGGCAAGCAAUGUCAGUGAGGGAAUUCGCAAUACUACAACAGUGUUUGACGGUCAAGAAUUGGAUCGCACACGAUACCCACGAUACAUUCCACAAGAUGGCAUCGUGCGCCCUUACAACCCGCGGGAAGCUCUCGGCCAAUACUGGCUGAAGCAAGUUGACAAUGGGCGAUACUUCGACGAGCAGUACAUUGGACAUCUUGAGCUACCCAAGGAAGAUAUGGUCGUCAUGAUUACAUAUGCUCGGAUCUUGCUGAUCCGAUCGCGACGUCUGACAAGCGAGUGGGACGUGCCUCUGAAAGAUGUUCAGACUAUCGCAAAGGAGCGGACGGGUGUCAGCUUGGCUUUGAGAGGAGGAGUGAAUGGGCCGUUUAUUCCUAUUGGCGAGGGCAGCGAGAGGGGAUUCUUGUACAAGAUGAUCGGGGUUGCGGUUGAAGAGUUUAAUAGGAGGUUUAGAAGUGGAGAGUAA